CCGCGACUCCGACGAGAGAGGGCGAACGGACUGCAUUAAUGGAUGAUCCAUUAAUACGGUCCUGCUGUAAGGACUGUUGGGAGAGGAUGGAGAGCAAACCGAGAGAAGAGACCUUGUAAUCUCUCAUUGCCGACACGCUGGUCAUCUCCUCACCCUCGUCGCAUUCCUACCCUGUACACCAACCCAGACCGACAGCAAUGGCCUCCAUCGAUGUUAUGCGUGAUCCAACGAAGACGGGCAAGGCGAUUCGUGCCCAGAUCCGCGACACGAUCCCGAAAGACCUCGCUCUCGAGACCGAUUUCAAAGAGGGCACCAAAUACACCAUCACGGAGCAUGUAAUCAAGCUGAUGGACGAGCUAUGCAAGGAUCCACGCACGCUCAAGGUGUUCACCUCUCUCGUCAAACAUCUGCACGCCUUCGCUCGCGAGACGGGACUCACGCACGACGAAUGGAGACUGGCGAUCGAGAUGCUGACACGGGCGGGCAAGGAGUCGACGGACUUCAAGAACGAGUUCAUCCUCCUCUCUGACACCCUUGGUCUCUCUGUCUUGCUCGACGAGCUUUCCCACCCCCGCCCAGAUGGCGCGACCGAGUCGUGCGAGGAGGGCCCAUUCUUUACCGUUGAUGCACCAGAGCUUCCAUCUGGCACGUCUCUCAUCAAGGACGGCACACUCGGCGAAGCGAUGUUCUUCGAGUGCACUUUGAAGAACCUUAAGGGUGAACCGGUCAAGGGCGCCAAGCUGGAAGUCUGGCAGGCUGACGGCGACGGUCUGUACGACGUGCAAUACCCGGACCGCGUAGAGGCCAACAACCGUGCCCGUAUCAUCGCUACCGAUGAUGGUAUCGCAAACUUCCACGGCGUGAUGCCGACCGCCUAUCCUAUCCCCUCUGAUGGCCCUGUAGGCGAUAUGCUCGCAGCGACCGGGCGUCAUCCCCACCGCGCCUCUCACCUGCACUUCCACAUCACGGCCCCUGGCUACGACACACUCACCACCGCGCUGUACCCCGAUUUCUCUCCCUUCCUCGGCACUGACCCCGUCCUGAGCGCCGACAAGGCCGAAUGGGCCAAUAUGGGCUUUAAGGAGGGCGACGUGACGACUGGCCGCGUGCACAUCUGGAAAUACGCCUUCGUACUCGCCUCUAAUGAGGAGGUCGCUGCGCUUAAGGCCAAGAAGUAG
Messenger RNA from Dacryopinax primogenitus, 1178 nucleotides. Its product is annotated as aromatic compound dioxygenase. Gene Ontology annotation, molecular function: ferric iron binding; catechol 1,2-dioxygenase activity. Bases 198 to 1178 code for a protein of 326 amino acids. The record is from RefSeq and is a predicted model, not a curated record. The transcript is spliced from 5 exons. Gene Ontology annotation, biological process: catechol-containing compound metabolic process. NCBI's taxonomy places the organism in Eukaryota, Fungi, Basidiomycota, Dacrymycetes, Dacrymycetales, Dacrymycetaceae.